Molecule: messenger RNA, 1285 nt
Organism: Trachymyrmex septentrionalis
Lineage: Eukaryota; Metazoa; Arthropoda; Insecta; Hymenoptera; Formicidae
Exons: 6
Coding region: 50-1285 (411 amino acids)
Source: RefSeq, a predicted model, not a curated record
GAUUUGUACCAUAAAAUCAAGAAAAAAUUAGGAAAAGAUCCUUUAAAAAAUGGCUUCCCUAAAAUCCAUUAUCACAUUUUCCUUAAUAAUGAUGAUGUUGGCAUGUGAUAAUGCUGGAGCUCGUCCUUCAACUUCAGUUGAGAGUAUGCUAACGGUAGAACAAGUAAAUUAUAACAAAAUGCCUACUAAUGAAGACGAGUGUGAAGAAACUCCUGCUCCUGAAGAGGAGUGUACCGAGGAAGUUAUUGAAGAGGAAUGUACUGAGGAAGUUACUGAGAAAGAAAUUGAGGAAUGUACUACAGAGAAGGAAGUUGAAGAAUGUAAACCUGAGGAGGAAGAUGAGGAAGAUGAAACUGAGGAGAAAGAUAAGGAAUGUAAACCCGAAGAAGAAACUGAGCCUUCUUGUGAAGAGGAAAAUAAGAAAGCGUUAGGAUAUACUAAUAAUUUCAUGCUUGAUAAACAUGGUAAAAAGCUUCCGAAAGAAUGCAAGGACGACGACGAAGGCGAUUCAGAAGGCGAAGAUGACGGAGAUGACGGAGACGAUGGAGGCAACGGAGGUAACGGAGGCAACGGAGGCAACGGAGGCAACGGAGGCAAUGGAGGCAACGGAGGCAACAAAGGCAACGGAGAUAACGGAGGCAACGAAGGCAAUGGAGGCAACGGAGGCAAUGAAGGCAACGGAGGCAACGGAGGCAACGGAGGUAACGAAGGCAACGGAGGCAACAAAGGCAACGAAGGCAACGGAGGCAACAAAGGCAACGGAGGCAACAAAGGCAACGGAGAUAACGGAGGCAACGAAGGUAACGGAGGCAACGGAGGCAACGGAGGUAACGAAGGUAACGGAGGCAACAAAGGCAACGAAGGCAACGAAGACAACGGAGGCAACAAAGGCAACGGAGGCAACGAAAGCAACGGAGAUAACGGAGGCAACGAAGGCAACGGAGGCAACGGAGGCAAAGAAAGCAACGGAGGCAACGGAGGAAACGGAGGCAACGGAGGCAACGGAGGCAACGGAGGCAACGGAGGCAACAAAGGCAACGGAGACGACGAAUCUACUACUCCUGGCAACGGGUCCAUUAAACAAACUCUUCAAACUUUACCACCUUUAGGAGUCACUACUCCCGAGACCGGGUCCACUCCUUCCGGCAAUGGAAACGAUGGAGACGACGGAGGCAAUGGAGGCGUCAACUCUACUCCCGGUAACGAGUCCACCAAACAAACUCUACCACCCUUACCACCCAUACCACCCUCAGCACAAGCUGCCUUCAAGCCCGAGCGUAAAUAA